CCUCUCCUCUCACUACUACCGACACACUCGCAUCGAGCGAGUGUUAAUUCAAACCCACUGUGCAGCCAUUAGAACGACGAACGUUCGAUUAGAAACGCUUGAACCGCUCAUCACGACGGAGCCAUGGCAACGAACCCCAUCAUCAAGCUGUACACGGCGAAACUAAGCCCACCGGGUCGUGCCGUAGAACUGACUGCCAAGCUGCUCGGCCUGUCCCUAGACAUCGUCCCAAUCAAUCUGCUCGCCGGUGAUCAUCGGACGGACGAGUUUCUGCGCCUUAACCCGCAGCACACAAUCCCGGUGAUUGACGAUGGUGGUGUGAUCGUGCGGGACAGUCACGCCAUCAUCAUCUAUUUGGUGCAGAAGUACGGAAAGGAUGGUCAAACCCUCUAUCCGGAAGAUCCAAUCGCUCGGGCGAAGGUAAACGCUGGCCUGCACUUCGAUUCGGGCGUACUGUUCUCUCGGCUGCGGUUCUAUUUCGAACCGAUACUGUACGAAGGAUCGGCGGAAGUGCCGCAGGACAAAAUCGACUAUAUGAAGAAAGGGUACGAGCUGCUGAACGACGCCCUGGUGGAGGAUUACAUUGCGGGAAGCUCACUUACGCUGGCCGAUGUUAGCUGCAUCGCAACGAUUGCGACGAUGGAGGAGUUCUUCCCGAUGGAUCGCUCCCGCUAUCCGGCGCUGGUGGCGUGGAUUGAACGGCUCAGUCGUACCUUGCCUGAGUACGACCAGCUCAACCAGGAAGGGGCGGUAGAGUUUGCAGAAAUCUGUGAAUCGCUGAGGCUUAAAAAUGGGGCGUCGGUCGCUGCGAAGUAAAGCCACGAUUCCAAGGGUUUUGACCACUUCAUGGGGAAUUGCUGUCCCAUAGUGACUUAAGCCAAACGCGCACGCACACAUGCACAAGCAAAAAGAUUGGGAGUUUGUUUACGAUUCUUGUCGGUUCCGCCCGUUCGCCCUGUUUCGCGGCUUUUCAAUGUCACCAACACACAUGCACGGAGGAAUUCUAUUUCUGCGGCAUCUACGUUUAUUUGGUAGCACAUAAACCGAAAAAAAAUAUAAAAAAACAAGCAGCGAAUUAAAUUGACAUUUCUAAAUAAAGUUCUCCUGAAAUGUAAACAAAUA
This is a messenger RNA of Anopheles coluzzii, 1122 nucleotides long. Its product is annotated as glutathione S-transferase 1-like. Gene Ontology annotation, biological process: glutathione metabolic process. The record is from RefSeq and is a predicted model, not a curated record. The coding region runs from base 124 to 816 and encodes 230 amino acids. NCBI's taxonomy places the organism in Eukaryota, Metazoa, Arthropoda, Insecta, Diptera, Culicidae. Gene Ontology annotation, molecular function: glutathione transferase activity. The transcript has 2 exons.